AGACUGGCCGCUGCAUGGGGCAGAGGGUCACCUCCUGGCAGAGCUUCACAGGAGGUGAAACUCCCGGGGGGAGCAGGGUGGAGGAAGAGGAGGGCUUGCUGCAGAAAUCAGUUGACCAGUGACACCGGGCUCAGCUGGCCUCUCUCACAAGGACAGUCCACUCCAACCUCCAGCCUGUGUCCAUGGGGAUGCCAGGCAGUCUCCAUCCCUUGUCCAGCCACCCCAGGGGCAGAAACCAACUCAUUCGUGGUGGGGUCAAGAGCACGAGGACCCUCCUCCUGAUGGCAUGCCUUUGGGGCGCAGCUGCUGACAGCCCAGGGGGGUUCCUUCGCCUGGUGGGCAGCUCUGACCACUGCGCUGGGCGAGUGGAGGUGCUCCACAACGGGACGUGGGGGACAGUGUGUGACGAUGGCUGGGGUUCCUCCGAGGGCCAGGUCGUGUGCCGGCAGCUGGGCUGUGGGACAGUACUCUCGGUGGCACCAGGAGCUCGGUACGGAGAAGGGACAGGACAGAUCUGGCUGGAUGAGGUCAACUGCACCGGUGAGGAAAGGGACCUCUCUGAAUGCCGAGCCAGACCGUGGGGGGAACACAACUGUCACCAUGUGGAGGACGCCAGCGUUGAGUGCUCAGACUCCAGCAUCACCGCCCUGGGCACCCUCCAGCUGCUCAAUGGCCCCAACCGCUGCGCUGGGAGGGUGGAGGUGCUCCACAACCACAUGUGGGGGACGGUCUGCGAUGAUGGCUGGGACCUGGUAGAUGCGGCAGUGGUGUGCCGGCAGCUGGGCUGUGGCACAGCGCUGUCAGCCACCAGUGGGGCUCACUUCGGGAGGGGCCACGAUCCCAUCUGGUUGGACGAGGUGAACUGCACCGGCACUGAGGACACCCUCUUCAACUGCCGGGCCAGCGCAUGGGGGGACAACAACUGCUUCCACGGGGAGGAUGCUGGAGUGAUAUGUUCAGCUUCGGGGGUAUCCAUGGCUGCCGAGCUCCGCCUGGCCAACGGUUCGACACACUGCGAAGGCAGGGUGGAGGUCACCCACAACGGCACCUGGGCAGCCCUGUGUGAUGAAGGCUGGGGUCUGGCUGAGGCUCGAGUGGUGUGCAGGCAGCUGGGCUGCGGGAGAGCGCUGUCGGCACCUGGCGGGUCACAUUUUGGGCAAGGACCCGGGAGAAUGUGGCCUGACAGGGUGAGCUGUGUGGGCACGGAGACUGCCUUCUCUACGUGCAACGUGAAGCCCUGGGGCAACGGCACUUGUCACCAUGGGAGAGAAGCUGGCGUUGUGUGCGCAGGUACUUCGGAGGGCGACCAGGUCCGGCUGGUGAACUAUGGCAGCCGCUGUGCUGGCAGGGUCGAGGUCUUCCAUAACAAGCGGUGGGGGACGGUGUGUGAUGACAGCUGGGACCUGCUGGAUGCCGAGGUUGUCUGCCGGCAGCUGGACUGUGGGCGAGCACUGUCAGCUCCUGGCGGGGGGCAGUUUGGGCGUGGGGACGGCAUCAUCUGGAUGGACGAGACAAACUGCACGGGGAUGGAGAACGCACUGUCCACCUGCUGGGCCCGGCCAUGGGGCAUCAAUAAUUGCUACCAUGGUGAAGAUGCUGGUGUAGUUUGCUCAGACUCAAUCAUCCCUGAGCCAGCUCAUCUCCGGCUGGCAAAUGGCUCACACCGCUGUGCUGGCAGGGUUGAGGUGCUUCACCAGGAGGAAUGGGGAGCCGUCUGCGACCGCAACUGGGAUAAGCAGGAUGCUGAGGUUGUGUGCCGGCAGCUGGGCUGUGGGAUGGCACUGCCGGCAUCAGAGGGGGUGGACUUUGGUGCUGGAUCCCUGCGUGUCUGGCUGGACAACGUCAACUGCCAGGGGACAGAGCCCACCCUUACGAAAUGCCAGGCGAGCCUGUGGGGAGAGAGCAGCUGCAGCCACGGAAAGCACGCCAGCGUGGUGUGCUCAGGCUCAGCUGUUUCCAGUUUCGCCCCAGUCCGGCUGGUGGAUGGCCCAGGUCACUGCACCGGGAGGGUCGAGGUGUUUCAUAAUGAGAAAUGGGGGACGGUGUGCGAUGACAGCUGGGACUUCGCGGAUGCCAAAGUGGUGUGCCGGCAGCUGGACUGCGGGAUGGUGAUAUCGGCUCCACGGCGGGCUCACUUCGGGCAGGGAAAGGGACCCAUCUGGCUGGACGACGUGCGCUGCAUGGGGACAGAGGCUGCCCUCUCUGAAUGCAGAGCCAAAGGCUGGGGCAUCCAUGGAUGUGAGCAUGGAGAAGAUGCCGGCGUGGUGUGCUCAGGAUCGGGCAUUUCUGACCUUGGAAACCUCCGCCUGGUGAAUGGCUCAGACUCGUGUUCCGGGAGAGUUGAAGUGUUUCACGAUCAGCGCUGGGGAGGCAUCUGCAGUGACGGCUGGGACCUGGCCGAAGCCCACGUGGUGUGUCGGCAGCUGGGCUGCGGGGCAGCGCACUCGGCUGCAGGGUCUACCCAGUAUGAGACAGGAGAUGGCCUGAUCUGGGUGGAUGCUGUGGAGUGCACCGGGAUGGAGGGGGCCCUCUUCGAAUGCAAGGUCAAGUUCUGGGGUGCCAAGAGCUGCAAGUCAAAGGGGCACGCAGGUGUCGCGUGCUCUGCAGCCGCAGACUUGGACCUGAGGAGCUUGGAAGCCCUGCGGCUAGUGAACGGCCCACACCGCUGUGCUGGGAGAGUGGAGGUCUUUCACAACCAGCAGUGGGGGACCGUCUGUGACGAUGGCUGGGACCUGAAAGAUGCGGCUGUGGUGUGCCGGCAGCUGGGCUGUGGGACAGCGGUGUCAGCCCCAGGUUUAUCUGGGUUUGGGCAAGGAUCUGGCCCCAUCUGGCUAGAUAGGGUGAGUUGCCUCGGGACAGAAGCCACCCUAGCUGAAUGCCAGGUCAAGUCUUGGGGACACCAUGCAUGUAACCACGUGGAAGACGCCAGUGUUGUGUGCUCAGGCUCGGGGAUUGACAGCAUCCCCAGGCUUCGCCUGGUGGGUGGUUGGAGUGAGUGUGCCGGGAGGGUCGAGGUGUUCUAUAAUAACGAGUGGGGGACCGUUUGUGACGACAGCUGGGACCUGAGUGACGCAGCAGUGGUCUGCCGGCAGCUGGGCUGCGGGGGGGCCGUCUCGGCCCCUGGCGCAGCUCGGUUCGGGUGGGGAUCUGGUCGCAUCUGGCUGGAUGACGUGAGCUGCACGGGGCAGGAAACCAACUUCUUUGAGUGCGGAGCCAAGAUGUGGGGUGUCCACAACUGCCGCCAUGGGGAGGAUGCCAGCGUGGUGUGCGCAGCAGGCAACUUCAGCUCAGCCGACCUGCGGCUGGUGAAUGGGCCACACCGCUGCGCUGGGAGGGUGGAGGUGCUCCACAUUGGGCAGUGGGGGACAGUCUGCGACGAUGCCUGGGACCUGAAUGAUGCAGCGGUGGUCUGCAGGCAGCUGGGCUGUGGCAGAGCUCAGGCAGCCCCCAGCCGGGCUCACUUCGGGCAGGGGACGGGGCAGAUCUGGCUGGAUGAGGUGGCCUGCACCGGCAGCGAGGAUGCCCUCGCCCACUGCCAAGCUCGUCCCUGGGGACAGAGUAACUGCAACCAUAGAGAAGACGCUGGUGUGGUGUGCUCAGACACCAGCACAACCAACACAACGACUGUCCGGCUUGUGGAUGGCCCGCAUCGCUGCGCUGGGAGGGUGGAGGUCUUUCACAACCAGCAAUGGGGGACCGUCUGCGACGACAGCUGGGAUCUGAGCGACGCGACAGUGGUCUGCCGGCAGCUGGGCUGUGGGGCAGCCAUCGCAGCCCCCACAGGGGCUGCCUUCGGGCGGGGGCUGAAUCCCAUCUGGUUGGACAGGGUUGCCUGCAUUGGGAGGGAAAGCACCCUUGUGGAGUGUCGGGCCAGGCCUUGGGGAAUCAACGGGUGCACCCAUGAAGAGGAUGCUGGCGUGGUCUGCUCAGACCUGGCCAGGGCAGAGGUGGCAGAGGUCCGCCUGGCAGAAGGACCAAACCACUGCGCUGGGAGGGUGGAGGUGCUCCACGCUGGGCAGUGGGGGACGGUCUGCGACGACAGCUGGGACCUGAACGACGCGACAGUAGUCUGCAGGCAGCUGGGCUGCGGCAGGGCUGUGACGGCCCCCAGCCGGGCUCACUUCGGGCAGGGGACGGGGCAGAUCUGGCUGGACGACACAAGCUGCACCGGGAGUGAAGACAACCUCGCCCAGUGCCGAGCUCAUGCCUGGGGACAGACCAACUGCAACCACGGAGAAGACGCUGGCGUGGUGUGCUCGGAUGCCAACAUCACGGAGACGCUGACACAGGUCCGCUUGGCCGAUGGCCCGAACCGCUGCGCUGGGAGAGUGGAGGUGCUUCACCAACGGCAGUGGGGGACCAUCUGCGAUGACGGCUGGGAUUUGAAGGAUGCCAAAGUGGUCUGCCGGCAGCUGGGCUGCGGGACAGCCGUGUCAGCCCUGGGCCAAGCUCACUUCGGGCACGGGUCGGAUCCCAUCUGGCUGGAUGACGUGGAGUGCACCGGCAUGGAGACCACCUUCUCCCAGUGCAGCCUUAGCGGCUGGGGAGUCCAUAACUGCAACCACGAGGAAGACGCAGGAGUCGUGUGCUCAGGCACAAACCCCUUGCAGGUGCGGGUGCAGGACGGUUCCAGUCCCUGUGCGGGGCGGGUGGAGGUGCUCUACAACGCUACCUGGCACGGGGUGUGCAGCAGCGGCUGGAGCUUGCUGGAAGCUGAGGUGGUCUGCAGGCAGCUGGGCUGUGGGCCAGCCCAGUCGGCGCAUUUCGGAGCCCAGCUCAGCCGGGGGGAUGGCCGUGCCUUGCUGGAGGGGCUGAGCUGCCGGGGGACAGAGUCACUGCUCCUGGAGUGCCAGCAGAGAGAGAUGGGUCCAGGGCCAUGCAGGCACGGCUCAACAGCCGGCGUGGUGUGCACAAAGCCAAAGGGUGCUUCACCAUCCUGCUCGGUGCUGAUAGUGCUGCUGGCCCUGGUGAUGCUGCUGAGCGGGGCCCUGCUGUGGCUUAACCUGAAGAGGAGAUGCAUGGCAGCAGCCCAGGCUGGAGCCCACCGGCACCCUGGGGACCAGAGCACUGCAGCAACAUCCUUCCAGCCCAUGGGAUCCAUCUACCUCCCCACCAAGGCAGAAGUCUUUGAAGACGCUGACACUGAGACAACGCAGCUCAUGAAGGAAGACACUGCCCCAUGAUGCCAGCCCCACCAAGCUCGUGCCACAGGGAUUGCACCAGGCUCCCGCUGUCCCCGCUUCUCCCUAAUCCGCUUUCCCGCAGGCUGCAAAGCAGCAGCUGAUGGGCAGGACAUUCGGAAAACAGCCGGUACCAAUGACGCAUCAGGAGCCCCAAAAUAGCCGGCCAAGGCAGGGUCUCCCAGUCUGGUGAUGUUUAUUUAACCCACCUCGGCACCAUCCGGGCAGCCCCUGUGGCUCCGGAGGAGCCUGAUGAACCUGGCGGCCGGCACAAGGCUGAGCUAACGGAGCAGAAGAAGGGGUGCAAAUGAUUAAAAGGGGAUCCCCAACCCUC
This is a messenger RNA of Grus americana (Whooping crane), 5514 nucleotides long. Its product is annotated as deleted in malignant brain tumors 1 protein-like. The transcript has 17 exons. NCBI's taxonomy places the organism in Eukaryota, Metazoa, Chordata, Aves, Gruiformes, Gruidae. Gene Ontology annotation, cellular component: membrane. The record is from RefSeq and is a predicted model, not a curated record. Bases 183 to 5183 code for a protein of 1666 amino acids.